Messenger RNA from Sitodiplosis mosellana (orange wheat blossom midge), 1653 nucleotides. RefSeq names its product mitochondrial E3 ubiquitin protein ligase 1 (gene Mul1). Lineage: Eukaryota; Metazoa; Arthropoda; Insecta; Diptera; Cecidomyiidae. The transcript has 6 exons. Bases 296 to 1336 code for a protein of 346 amino acids. Gene Ontology annotation, biological process: organelle organization; protein ubiquitination. Gene Ontology annotation, molecular function: ubiquitin-protein transferase activity. The record is from RefSeq and is a predicted model, not a curated record.
AAUCUACACACUCACACAUACGCACCAAAUCUAAUAGCUGUCAUUCUCAUCUGACAUUUCUCACAACUGAAGGCCCAUCGAUAUCGAGCAGAGCAAAUGUAUUACGUGCUGUGAAAAUGAAUUUGUGUAAACAUUGAGUUUUGAAUUUAAACGAAAAAAAAGUCUUUCCAAAACAAAGUGAUGUUUUAUCAUUGAAAUUCAAAUUGCACAAAUAAAUUAUUACAUAAACUAUUCUAACCUCAAAAUUCGACGCAAUUUGAAUAAACAAAAGAAGAGGAGAGAGAGAGAGUAGAAAAUGAACAACAGUAUCGGAAUGGAUUAUUUACAAGAGGCAAUCGUGCUGGGCAUCGAUGUCAUUAUCUUUGGACUGUGUCUCAAGGGCUAUCACAACCAUAAGAACACUAUUAAAGCAUUGAAGGAAGCACCUCAGUUGGCCAUCGACAAAGACCUUAACGACUAUGUUGGAGCACAAAAGAACCGAAAAAUCCCAUAUGCCAUCGUUCGGGGCACAGUUGAACCGAUCGGAAAACCUCUACAGAGCAUUAUGUCACCAUCGGUGACCGGAGUAUUGCAAGUGAUUAAAGUCAAUGAACAUCGAAUAACCAGAGGUUUUGCUGGAUUUUGGACAGAAAACAGAAAACUAUUCCAUGUUUCAUCAAGUGAAGUGCCAUUCAAAGUAACGAACAAAGACGUUGGAAUUGAAAUAAUCGACGCAUUGUCUGCUGAAAUUUUAGACUUGGAUAUCAUCCACGACAGCUAUGAACCGUCAUCGUUAUCAUUUUUCGAUCAUGUAUUUGGAUUUUUCUCGGGUAUUCGACAACGAGGUUUGCAAACCACCGAGGAAAUUCUUCGUGAUGGCAGUUUCAUAACAGCUGUUGGCGAAUUGGAAUUGGAUGGAAAUCAUUUGAAAUUACAGGAAUCAAACAUUGGGCCAAUGUUUUUGACAACAGCCACAAAAAGUUCAUUAAUUCGUCGAUUUGAACAAGCCAAAAAUGGAAUGCUAUCAAAAGUGAUCAUCUGCGGUACGAUUGCUGGCAUUUUGACCGCAAUAAUUAUUCGAAAAAUUUAUUUGCGCAAAAAGCAAGAGCGUGUCGAACGGAAAUUAAAAGAGUCACUGGAAAAGGCGCGCCGUGAACGAAGGCAACAAUCAAGGGCACAGCCACGUGAAUUGAGAGACGAUGAGAAAUGUGUUGUUUGUGUUGAAAACCCAAAAGAAGUGAUUUGCUUACCUUGCGGCCAUGUAUGCCUUUGUGAGGAUUGUUCGGCUAAAAUUAAGAUUAGUUGCCCGGUGUGUAGGGCAACAAUUGAUAAUAAAUCAGUUGCAUUUAUCUCGUGAAUUUUGAUUGUGAAUCAACCGCCAUAUAGACACAGUUCCUUAGUUGAGACGAAGUACUAAACAAUCUCACAAAUGAACGUUGCAAUGUGUAAUUUACUCAAAACAAACGAAUUUGAAGCAAACGGGAUCAACAGAGGUCGAAUUUGCAACAACCGUUAACCAUACAAUAUUAUGUAGUUAUAUAAAAACCUCUUGAAAAAAAAAACUGUUGAUUUUGGAUUGGGCUUUUAGAUGCUUUGUAAAUAAUAAAAAUGUUGCUUUGAACGUUCUUGUUUUUAAUUAGGAGGGAGAAUAAAACAGUUUCGCAUAUGAAAAAA